AUACGCAAAAACACUCCCCAAGUAAGCACCGGCCUGGUUUUCACCGAAGCCACUUUCGCAGCCCUCUCCAUCUAUAAAUUCUCCGGUUAGAAUUCCAAAGUUCCACCGGACUUUCUCCUUCACGAUGGCCAGAAUAGCAGUUACUCUGACUCUCAUCUUCUCCCUAUUCCUUCUUUCCCACGCUCGUAUCCACCCCAACGAACCAGAGAAUCUACUCGUCGAAUGGGACCCUUCAACUUCAAACGAGCCCAAAAUCCUUCUCCCUUCCGAGAGACCCAAAGAAGAUGCUGUUCUCUCAGAGGAAGUUGCCGAAUUUGAAUCCACCGGCACUGAGCUGCCGGAAUCUGACGAUGUCGCAACCGUCGGAACUCCGAUUACUUCGUCGGAGACUAGUAUCAGUUCGAUGGAUGAGGUGGAUCACCACCACCACCACCACCACAAGAAGCACAAGAAACACUGCUUCCAUUUCCAAUUCAAGUUCCCCUUCCUUUUCCACAAACACUGCCAUCAUCACAAGAACCAUACACACUGCGAUCAUCAUAAGAAGAACCACUCAAACUCCGAGAAUGAAGACAAGGAGAUGGAGAAACACUUGGACUCACGCAUCGUCAGUGAAGAGAUCCCAUCUGGCGAAGACUUAAUCAUGGCUAGGACUGCAGAGUUUCACCAUGAGGAUGGCGAAGGGAUGAUGAAACACCAUAAGAAGGAGUGGAAGAAAGAGAAGGAAGGAAAGAUGAAGAAGCACCAUAAGAAGGAAUGGAAGAAAGAAAAGAAAGAUGGAGGCCUUAUGAGGUUUUUCAGGAAACUCUUCAAGCACUUCCACUGAUCAGGUGGCUUUGCUCUCUCUCUCUCUCUCUCUCUCUCUCUCUCUCUCUCUCU
Molecule: messenger RNA, 879 nt
Organism: Macadamia integrifolia
Lineage: Eukaryota; Viridiplantae; Streptophyta; Magnoliopsida; Proteales; Proteaceae
Product: lateral signaling target protein 2 homolog
Exons: 2
Coding region: 125-826 (233 amino acids)
Source: RefSeq, a predicted model, not a curated record